ACAACAAAAAUACAGACUGAUAAUUUCGAUUUCAUCUGUCUGAGUAAAAUUCUCCCCAUGCCAGACAACAACUAAUUUCGUUUUUCCCCCCAAGGAGAGAAAAUGUCGAUUGUUUCGAAAUCAAGAGGCGCAGAUGACUAGCGGCAUUGUGUUGACAGAAAUCUCCGGUAGUCUGCUCAGAAAUUCGCACCCUCGUGAUUGUACAAUGCCAACAAGACUACAACAUUUCUCCCGCCGGAAGAAGAAUAGAAGUAACAACAGACUCAUCAAGUCUAGAUGAAGGGACACCUUUUGUCAUGGAUGUGGCGUGAAUGGACAGACGCGGCUUGGGUGAGAGAACAGCCCUCAGUAUAACAGGUACACCCUCUCCCGGGGUUAUUAUGAAAAUAUCAGGUGACGUAGGCGGUGGUCUUCCUGCGCCGCGAUUGGUCGAGGCUUGUUGACCUUCCACACAACCCUCCCACUUCCCCCGUCGGCUGUUAUAACAUUGUGCGUAACGUUAGUAGUCAGCAGCGCGCCCGAGAGCAGGCGGCUAUGUCUUCACUUUCCUGAAAGGAGUCAGAAAAUACAGAGGGACUACUUGGAACUGCUCGGAACGUCUACUUUGGAAGGAAUCCCCUCUCCUGUCGGAUCGUGUUGUUGUAUUCUGUGUGCGGACUGCAGGUUUUAUUUGUGAAAUCAUGGACAUGAAUGUGCGGAGACCCAAACGCCCGGCCAGGACGGCGGAAGACUCUUGCAGCUGCGGCAGCACGCACCCGUGUUCCGGGACGCCGGGCUCCCGGCCCGCCGCGCGCCGCAUGCGGAUCUCCAUUCACCCCACCACUGGUGGGCAAUUCGAACUAGACGUACCUUGUCAUGAGACUGUAGAGGAACUAAAGCGAAGGAUAUCCAAACAGCUGAAAGUGGCCAAGGACAGAAUUAUGUUGCUGCAUCGGGACAAACAACUGAAGCGGGGUUCCCUGGACGAGAACGCCGUGUCAGAAGGAAGUAGGAUCACGCUGCUGCCGGCCGUGGAGUCCGGCCUGAUCUCUCAAAGACCAGAACAAACGGUUAUGCAGGCCCUGGACAGUUUAUCAGAAACACAGGUGAAUGAUUUCCUGUCCGGCCGGUCUCCCCUGACCCUGGCGCUGAGAGUCGGCGACCACAUGAUGUUCGUGCAGCUGCAGCUCGCGGCCCACCAGAUCCCCGCCAGCCACCAGCCGGCCAAUCAGGGAGCAGCCUACAAACGUUUCGCAACAACCAAUAGCAAAUCCUCCUCCUUCAGCUCUGCUGCUGCUACGGCCAAGUCGACGACCACUGCCACGCCGCUGUCAUCCCGCCACCAUCCGUCCAAAUCGUUCACAUCCUCAGCAUCAUCAUCCUCUUCUUCUUCUUCAUCAACAACAUCAUCAACAUCAACAUCUUCUUCAUCAUCUUCUGCAUCACAACAGAAGUCAUCUUCCUCCUCGAAGCAGGGUGCAUUCAUUGAGAGCAUCAAGAACCAUGGACCAGGCAUCUACUCAGGGACAUUUUCUGGCACAUUGAGUCCUUCCCUUCAAGAUGACCAGGGUAGGCCCCGGAGAGACAUCAACACCAUCUUGCACAUCCUCAACGACCUCCUGGGAGCGACGCAGCGGUUUUCCUUCGGACCUGGCGGCACUCUGUCCAGUGACCCCCCAGCACCGGAGACGACAACUACCACCAGACCUCGCACACCAACGCCACCUCCCCCUCCCCGCAGUCCUGCUGAGAUGAGCGCAGCACGGAUGGACGAGGAGAAUCGUGCGACGAGAGGGAAGGUCGAGCAGCUCCAGCUCCUCAUGCAGCAGACACGACUGCGCCGUAAGGCCCGCCGGGAGCAGCGCACGCCCUACUGGACCAGCGGGAGGAAAUCCUCGCGGACGGACAGUACGGGCAGCAGUAGUAGCGACUCCGGCGCGUCUGUGGACAUGGACAUUGAGAGCUCCGUGGCCGCGUCCGACAGCAACGGCUACCCCAAGAUCAACCCGGAAUACGUCUUCGCUUGAACGACACAUCAAACUGUUUGACGUUUUCUUGACUGGCUUGACCCGAGUUGGUUGCAAUCCUUGCCUGACAACUCAAGUUGAUGCCAUUGGGUGUUGCUUGCCUGCAAUUCAAACUUGAACUGUUGACCUUAGGGUCAAGGUCACUUGGUGAGUGAGGUUUAAAGGGCUGUGGCAUUGUGGUUACUGAGCAAGUCCCUUUGCACUGCACUAGGUGGGUGAUAAAAACCACUAACAGAUAACGCAGUAUAUGGCCUCUAGUCUUGGGGUGGAUCGAAUUAAUGGACCAAUUGACUUUUGUGUGGUAUGAUGACGUUUUAGUCAGAGAUGGGGUGUGAGCUAGUUUGAGGUUUACCUUUAGUGAGGUUGGUAGCGUGGCGGUCUCAGCCCCCUUGUACUAGUGCUUGUUGUAGAAGUUGUGAGUAUAAUAGGCAAUGCAUUCUGACACUGAUAACAAGAAUCGUUGCUUGACAUUUGCAAUGUUCCCAGUCCCAUGUGGCUAUAUCAGCCGACUGUGGCUACUAAUGAAGACUUAAACCCUGGCCUUGCGCUAGGUCGUUACCAUGGAUAGAAAUAACUGGAAAAUACAUCAUGGACGACAUGCAAAUGUACAUACUUACCCAGAAUCCACUGUGUAUCUUGUCACUUGUCAGUUUUUGCUGGCUACCUCUCUAAUGUUUGCUGUAAUUAGCCCUGCAGAUCAGAAACAAACUGCCUGUUAGUUAACUAAAUCCUGAAUUAACCCAGUUUGUACAAAGUUUAUGUCCUGGUACUUUCUGUUCUGUAACCUGUAUAAUGUUAUGACUUAACAUUUUUUUUGGUAUGUCACUCUGUUUAUGCUUUCUUCUGCAUACAUUUGUGUAUUGCUAUAAUGUCAAAACACAGUGAUCCUCAAUUAUUAUUAUUAUUUAUCAGGAAUACAACUCAUGCUGCAUUACAGAAAACUAUCAAAUCAUGUCUUCAUCCUGACUGUUGUACUUACUUGUACAAACACCUCCACUGCCUACUUUUGAAAAUACCUCCUCUUGAAAGAGAAAUAAAAGACUUCCUGAUACCACCAUAGAUGUUUUGGACGACUCCUAACCUACUCUUGGGAAAAGUUAGAACAUACAGCACAUAUAUGGACUGAAUGUAGUAGAAUUUGUAGUACCUGUUAGACUAGAAGUGGCAUCUUGUAGGGGGAGGGGAUAGCACUCUAAACUUUAUAUCCCACAAUUGAAAUAUUGAUAUCUCCGAUAUCUGACAAACAAAAAGGCACAGCUAACAGUGUUCUAAGGUCCAUCACUUUUUGUCUUUAUUUGUGGGGAUAAAGCAUAUUUUACAUCAAUUCAGUUAGGUAGAUGCAUCUCACCAUGUGAGAAUUUCCAUUUCUUCAUCUCAGAAGAAGAAACAAACAGUUGGCACUAACUACUACAGGUUUAGAGUGCUGAAGUCCCCCCCUCCUUUAGAAAUGCCACUUGGUACCUCUCGACCUAAUCCAGUCAUUGUAGACCUGACCUUCGCAGGUUUAGGUAAAAUCCUUGCUAACCUACUCCGCACACAGUAUGUCUGUCACGGGCACCAGCUUCAGCUUACAAGUUGAGGCACUAAACAGUGUUAUUCUGUCAGUAGCGACCAGCCAUGCAACAGAUGUGAAUGUCAAGAGCAUCGCCCCCUCCCCUUGUAUUCUAACAAGUUUUAAUAUUGAGAACGUUCAUGAUUCAUAAAACUUUUUAAAUUGUACGCUUUUCCGUUGCCCUGAGGUAUGCUACAAUUUGCCUUGGCUUUCUCUUUAGUUCCUCAUGAGUGCAACAUUGAAAUCAGUGACGCAGGUUUCCAGGCUGUAACAUCCUUCUAUUAGCCCGAUGACCCAGAGUGGUAUUUAUACAUCUACUGCAUAGCUGGUCGCCCCGUACAACAGUUGUAAAUGAUACGUAAUAAAACUACAAUCCAAUGUACAUAUCACAACUCCCAAUUGUAAAUAGGUACAUACUCUCCUUAGGUAGGUUGGAAUUCAGAACUGUUGCCUGGACUGGCAUUCUAUGGACUGUGUAACUGAAGGCUUGAAUUUUGUUGGGUCAAACCAAAUGAAGGGUUUGAUUAUUGAAACAGAACGUCAUCUAUGACAGUUAAUCUAUGUCAAAGUAAUGACAAUAGUAAUUGUAUUGAUAGAAUGUACGUGUUAGAAUAGCUGGAAGGACAAUUCUCCUGUACAUGUGUUAUACAUAGUAUGUAUUAUAUAUAAACAAUUUACGUAUGUGUGUGGACUGCAUGCUAGACAGGUAUUGAGUAGGGAAGAACCAAGUAUUUUUGGUGAGAUUUUUUCCGUGUAUUUGCACAUUGUAUGAUAUGCAAUUUCAUGUGUGAUGAUCAUGGAAUAUACUUCAGUGGCAGUACUAUAUGAUUCAGUCAACUUCUCUUUCUAUCUGUGUAUGUUUUGGUGUCAUAAAUGAACUUUUCUUGCCAAUGCUGUGUGAAAGCUGGAUGGUGUAAUGUCGCAAUUUCAUGCCAGUUGUGGAAUACUUGUCCCGGAGAGGACGCUUCAACAUUCAAUAAAAAUUCCAACAGAAAUGGUUGAAAUCAUGAA
Molecule: messenger RNA, 4569 nt
Organism: Branchiostoma belcheri (Belcher's lancelet)
Lineage: Eukaryota; Metazoa; Chordata; Leptocardii; Amphioxiformes; Branchiostomatidae
Product: midnolin-like
Exons: 7
Coding region: 681-2006 (441 amino acids)
Cellular component (GO): nucleus
Molecular function (GO): protein binding
Source: RefSeq, a predicted model, not a curated record